CUUUGUAUAAAUUCCCCUAUCUACUUUCCCAUUGAAUUUAUUCCGUUUUAAAUAUAUUUAUAUGAAAAUGAGGGGGGCUGUCGUUCAAAGUGUGUGACGGGGUCAACUUUUUGUUGAUGUGCAUAGAUGACUAUGUUGAUGUCUGGAUUUGAGUAAUAUGAAACCUUAAAUCUGAAGGACUAUGAGUUAAUAGUUUGAGUCAAGCAUAGAGGCUGUACUAUAUGUAGCUUGUAAAAUAGCGAUACAGGACACUGAAUUUGAUGAAUUUACUGCACAAAUCAGACAAGAAUCAGCACAAUACUCUGUCUCAGUUGCUUCUGUCUCUUCAUGUAAUUUCAGACUGACUCCAUGAUGUUGAGAUCAGGGCUCUGUGGGGGGCAAAACCAUCUGUUGCAAGACUUAUCGCUCUUAUUGUCACUGAAGAUAGUUCUUUAUGACUGUAGCUGUAUAUUUGGGGUCGUUGUCAUGCUGCAGAAUACAUUUGGGAGUGUUUAGAUGCGUCCCUGAUGGUAUUGCAGAAUAGACAAGAAUCUAAACAUAUGAAGUGCCUAAAACUUUUGCACAGUCCUCUUUAUCAUCAUAUCAGUAUACAAUGCCGUCAUUUGUCAGCCAGCAGUCAAACAGUGUGGAAAUACCAUCAGUUUAUGUUGUUGAACAAUUACAAGCCAGGACAGCACGCCUUUGAAUUCUAAUUCACCUCUGAAUGCCCAUGACUUUAAAAAACCUCUGUUCAAAUGUAUCCUGUAUCCUUUUCAACUAAUUACCCAGAUUGCACAGAGCACAGCUGACACUUAAAUCCAAAUAUAACAGAGCAUGUGCAGCAUGUUUGACCUCUGUUUAAUCAUAUCAAAGCCCCAGGCCAGCCCGCAAACCAUCCAGAAAUCAUAAAUACACUCAUCAUAAAGGAAAAUGUGGAAAUGUAUGAGGAGACGAAAGCUUUAUCUGUUUUUCUGCGAUAUUAAAGGAUCGCACCCAGACAGAAAUAACGAUUCAAUGGCAAAUUAUUCUCAGGACGUGGAAGACUCCUGGGGAGCCUACCUACAGGAUUGGGUAACAGAGUAAGGACAGAAAAAUAAUGAAAUGGUAAAGCAAAUGAAUUAUAUUGAAUUCCAUAUGAGAGUUAUGCUGUUUUUUUUAAUGUAUCACAUAAUUUGCAGGGGGUUUUUUUGUUUUUGAUUGACCAUUCUUGUUUCUUUGUUUGGGGGUGUGAAUAAGGAGAGUUUGGGUUUACCCACCACAUAUCACACUGCACUGGGUGGGUGACAGAAAUAGACUACUACAUGCAUAAUCUAGUGUCAUGCUAUAGUUUCAAGCCUACUUCUCAAUCGUACACCUACAUCUCACUUAAACAGGAAAUCAGGAGGUCUGAGCGAAGAGCAGCAUGUUAUACUCACUGUACACAAGGAGCCACACGGAGAGGAGCUGCACAAAGUGCAGCAGCAAAACACGGCUUCGUCUCAUGAGUUUUCAACUGACACCGAAGCUUUCUACAUCUAAAGAUUGAACCAAGGAGUCUCAGUUAAACUACUUGUCAUUACAGCAGACGGUCUGCAAAGCAGCAGUGUUUAUGAGAAUCAACCCACGCUCUCUGAUUUUCAUUUGACUACAUUCAAAAAACACUCAACCUGCAACGAUGAACGAGACGGGUGCCAACUGUGGUGUGCCCUCAGCAGAGUACCAGUACUACGUUUACCCAGUGGUUUACAUCUUAGCUUUAGUUUUAGGUCUACCAGGUAAUCUCGCUGCCCUCUUCGUCUUCACCUUCAAGAUCACUCCCCGCACAGCCUUCAGUGUUUACAUCAGCAAUCUGGCUCUGGCAGACAUCCUCAUCCUGUGCACUCUACCCUUUCGGAUCCACUACCACCUCAACAGAAACAACUGGGAGUUUGGGGACUUUACCUGCCGCAUCACAGGGAUUCUGUUCUUUGCCAACGUCUACAUGAGCAUCUACUUCAUGACGUGCAUCUGCGUGGACCGCUACAUGGCCACCGUACAUCCGCACGUCUACCUGAGGCUGCGGAGCCCCCGGUGCUCUCUGGUUGUGAGCGCAGUGCUGUGGGGCGUCAUUGGGGUGGCUAUGCUCGUCUUUGUCCUCCUGGGACCUCUGAAAACCAACACUCAAGAAUCUGGAGGUCAUAGUUGCUUUGAGAAUUUUGCCAUGAAUGAGUGGCAAACGCGCUUAGGGGUGUACAGCGUGCUUGGCCUGAUCUUUGGCUCCCUGCUGCCCUCCAUUAUCAUCCUGGUGUGUUACCCACUGGCUGCGAGACGCAUCUCCAAGAUACAGACUAAAACAGCCCAAAAAGCCGUGAGGGUCAUUUACACCAUCCUGGCUAUAACGCUGUUCUGCUUCAUGCCCAACCAUGUUGUGUACCUGCUGCACUUCCUUCGACGCAUGGGUGUCAUCGAGAGCUGCUCUGCCGCCGAUGCCAUCUACCACGCCCGGCGGAUCACCCUGGCCCUCGUCACCCUCAACACAUGUCUGGACCCUGUGCUUUACUAUGUCACCACCAGCCACUGCAACUGGAAAUGCUUAAAGAUGACAUGGCUGUGGGGAACAAUCAGGAGGACCAGAGGUGUUUAUACCAUUCCAGUUAGCUGAGU
Thunnus maccoyii (southern bluefin tuna) is the source of this 2601-nucleotide messenger RNA. RefSeq names its product lysophosphatidic acid receptor 6. NCBI's taxonomy places the organism in Eukaryota, Metazoa, Chordata, Actinopteri, Scombriformes, Scombridae. Gene Ontology annotation, cellular component: membrane. Gene Ontology annotation, biological process: G protein-coupled receptor signaling pathway. The coding region runs from base 1634 to 2599 and encodes 321 amino acids. The record is from RefSeq and is a predicted model, not a curated record. The transcript has 2 exons. Gene Ontology annotation, molecular function: oxysterol binding; G protein-coupled receptor activity.